CUUCUUUAUAUCUUUCUUUAUCGGUUGAUUGUCUUCGGUAUUGAAAUUUAAUGCUUAUACGUCAGCAUUGAUAUAUUUUGUAAUGUUCAACAUUGCACCAUUUAUUACAAAAUUUGUCCGCUCCCUUCAUGACCGAGAAGAAAAUAUAGAAAUUCCAUACAGUAUGACCCAAUUUGGGGUGGUACUCAUGGCCGAUGUUGUUGGUUUUAGUAAACUUACGACUCUUGCUACCGAAAGAGGUGAAUCAGCACCAGAAGCUAUUGCAUCAGAAAUCGGGGAAUACAUGGGCGAGUGUAUCAAAAUCAUUGAAUUCUAUGGUGGUGAUGUAGUCAAGUUCUUGGGGGAUGCUCUUUUAGUAUGUUUUCAACCUACAAAUUUCAAUGGGCGACGAUCAUCAUCAGAUUCGGCAAUGGAAGAUGGAACACAAGGAUUAUCUCAACGACAAAAACAUGUACUGGUACGAAAAGCGAUUGAAUGUGGAUUACAACUCUUGGCACGACAAUCACACUUUCGGGUAUAUCUCACAGCAGAAGAAAUUAUACGACAUCGAGGACCUGGAGGCGAAAUACAAAGACACCAUCACAUCGGCAAAGAUGAACAACGACGAGUAUCCAUGUUUGACAGUAUAUACGAAGGAAAAUCGUCUAGGGACACAAGUAAGCCUGGUGCUACUAUCGAUAUCAACAAAGACUCGUAUGACAACAAUACUAGUGGAAAAAAGAGUGUCAAUGGUGGUGAAAAGAAUAAAUUCAAGUCUAUUGCUCUCAAGGCUCAUCUUCAUCGUGAUACUGAACAAGAUCAAGACUCUAAUGCCUGGUACCAUAUGAAUCCUUUCAAGAAGAAACAUUACGAUAAUCUCAUCUCAAAAGUGGCUGAUAGACGACGAUCUAGCAAUAAUAGUGGUGGACAAUCAUCAAGAAAAACCGACCUCAAAUCGAUUGAUCUAGAACUCCAUAUUGCAGUAUCCUGUGGUGAUGUUACAAAUGUGAUCCUUGGCGACAUUAAUCCAACUGGCGCUAUUACAGAAACUCCAUUUUUUUAUCAACAAGUCGUUCAUGUUAAUAACGAUACAAAAGACAAAAGGGCCUCCAACUUGGAAGAUUCAACCCCAAGUCAAAGCGAUGAUGAUGAUAGUAGCCAUCUCAACAUCAAAGAUGGAAGUAAAAGAUCUUACAAAUCUCUAUCGACAGCAACAAAUUACGAUGAUUAUUUUUUACGAUAUCGAGGACGAUUGGAAUAUGCAAUUGGUGGUCAAGCAGUGGAAGCGUUGGACAAAGCACUUACGGCAGCCAGAGCAGGUGAAAUUAGUAUUACUCCUGAAGCAUUUGAAGUAGUCAAUGAAAAAACAAUGCGACUUCCUUAUGAAAUACGCGAUGGAUACUAUGUGGUUAAGGGUUUCGACUUCUCAAAGCCUAAUAAUCUAUCACGAUCUCAACAACUACAACAACAACGUGUAUCUCCUGGUCAACCUAAUGCCGAUUACUUAUCCGAUCGUCCAGGACUUAUCAUUCAAGCAUCACAGUUGAAGAUUGAACCUUUGGUACCGAAAACUCGUGACACCUCUUUCCUGAAUUUGACGACUGAUCCAAGUUUGCAAUAUUUCAAGUAUCUCAAUCGAAGUGCUCUAUAUCGAUUGCAACAUAGUGUCGAAGGCAAUUUUCCUGCACAAUUCCGUGAGGCUACUAUUAUGUUUAUCAGUCUUGGAAAGAUUCAUGUCAAUACUUCAGAAGGAUUAGAAAAAGCUCAACAUGCUCUUUUCUCUGCUAUACGACGACUGGUCAAAUAUGAAGGAAUGUUACAACAAUUUGCUAUAGAUGACAAAGGUGCUACUAUACUUGGUAUAUUUGGUCUUCCUCCCUUAUCUCAUGAAAGUGAAGCCAUCUUCGCUGCCAAGGCUGCUAUCAGGCUACGUGAUGAAUAUCGAAAAUUUCUACCUGAUUUCUCUAUUUCUUUGGCUUCUGGCGGUAUCUUCAACGCUGUGUUGCCUAUGGACAGUCCCUACCGACGUGAUGCUGCAAUUGCUGGUGAUGCUAUUAUAAUUGCUGUCAGAAUGCUCAAGUUCCCUUUCGCCAAACGUAACAUCGUAUGUGAUCAAGCCACUAGAAAGCAAAUUGGGUAUCAGUGUGAAUUUGAAGAUUUUGGUGCCAAUCCUCUCAAGGGAAAGAAAGAAUUGGUACAAAUAUAUGGACUACUCAACUUCAAUACAACAAAAAACAAACAAGUAUCUCAAUUGUCUGGAACGAAUGGAUCAAGUUCAUUUGUUGGUUACCGAUCUGAAAUGGAAAAUGCUCUCGGUUUUGUAGAUAGUUGGCGACACUCUCCAAAUCAUCAUUUUAUGGCUAUCAUAGGAAACGCGGGUUCAGGAAAAAGUUUUUUCUGUCGUACAUUACACCAACAAUACAGCAAAAACAACGAAGAUUUUGUGACAUGUUGGACUUCUUCUAUCGAAGUGGAACAAAGUACCAAAUAUUAUACGAUCAAGAAUUUAGUGAUUUCUCUAUUUGAAAUGAUUGAUUCCGACAAAGUACCAGUCAAAGUCAAAGAGCACCAUCACGAAAACAGCGGUCCAAAAGUCGACAAUACAGUGCAAAAUCGGUUAUCAAUGAUGUCAACACGCCCAUCAUUACAAGCUCCUAGUAGCAGCUCGACAACAAUAUCUAGAAAACAUAAAUCACUGAUUGAUUACCAAAACAGCUAUCAUGAUGGUUCUAUUAUUGAUGCAAAUGGAGACAUUUCACAACAACUGGAUUACUUCAACUCAGCCAAUAGUUUCUCGGAUCGAUCAUCAAAUUCUAUGAACAACUCUCCUCGUCUUCAACUGCCCAAUGAUCGAAUGCAACAACAUAUAACACCUGAUAUAGAAGAAGAGGGGAAUGAAAUGGUGGAACUGAUUCUCAGAUGCUUACGAAAAUGUGGUGAAAAUACACACUUGCUACCUCUUUUCCGUGAUUUGUCUAUUGAUCUUGGCUCUGUGGAGGAAAAUCGACAUACAAAACACAUUGAUGGUCGUGCUCGUGAUAUUCUUCUUACUGGUGUUAUCGGACGGAUGGUUCACUAUUUGUCUCAAUUUGUCUCGGUAUUUAUUAUAUGUGAUGAUAUGCAAUGGGCUGAUGCAGCAUCUAUUUCCAUGCUUCAACAUAUCCACGAGGAUUGUAAACGAGUGAUGAUGCUGUUUGCAACUCGAUUCACCAAAAAUGUCAAAACGAACUUUAUCAAUGACUUUUCUCAAAUUGGUACAACUAGUCAAAUCAUUCUUAAUGGUCUUGGUACUUCGGAUAUCGGUGAAAUUAUUCUUCAAAAUUGUGGUGAUGGUGUAGAUAGAGUCAAUCCUGCAAUAGUGCGUGUAGUUCAAGAUCGAACGAAUGGAAAUCCGUUACAUGUCACGAAUAUGGCUAUUAUCCUUAAGGACUUUGAUCAUGUUACAGUGUACAAAAGGGAACUGAUACCUACUAGCAAUCAAUUUGAUUUGGAAAACCUUUUGGGCAGUUUUAAUUAUAGUCAAGUUAUCAAGAUGCAAUUCGAUCGGCUCAACUCCAAUUACCAAGAAUUUUUGACCGUUGCCAGUUGUUUAGAUCAAUAUUUUACUAUUUAUGAGGUCGGAGUAGCUAUUCAACCUUCCAAUACUAUCUUUCAACAAACGAAUCUCAAAUUGGUACGACAGUUAUUGAAAAGAUAUGAUGUUUACAACUUUUUGAACUACAAGGGCAAAAAGAAUGAUGUCAAAUAUGACGACGAUGAAAGUAAUAGCAGUAGCAAUAGCGACAACAACAGCAACAGUAAGGAAACGAAAGCAGAAUAUUCUUUUCUUCACGAUACUAUUCCAAAGACAAUCUACGAAAUGGUUUCAUAUGAACAUCGAAUUUCACUCCAUCGAUGUUUGGCUCGAUACUAUGAAAAACUUCUGAACUCUGAAAAUCAAGCGCAACUUUUGGGCAAGGUGACUCGUCAUUACCUUCAAACGGAUGAACUGUCGAAACAAAUUUACUAUUUACAAGAAUUAGCAAAAUUCAAUAUGCGAUCGUACUUACUUCCUGAAGCCACUGCUCAAUUGGAAAGAAUUGUCAAGAUUUUGAAGGAAAAUGAAGAUCUAGAAGCUGAUUUUGGAUGGAUUCAACUCAGUGAUAUCUAUUAUCAACUUGGUGUCUGUUUUACUAUGCGUACUGAAUUGAACGAAGGUGAACGAUGUCUUUUUAUGGCACUUUCAUGUUUGGAUAAAUCUUGGCCUAGAAGUAAAGCUUCCUUCUUUUUACGUUUCUGGCAAAACUGGUUUGAUCAAUACAAACAUAGACAUUGGCAUAUCUUGUGGAGUCUGACUGAACGCAAGCUAAAACCUGAAUCUGGCAAACGUGUAGUAGAUAUUAUGCGGCAACUUUCCAACAUCUAUGUCUACACUGGAAAUGGAAGAAGUUUUGCUUACACCUCCCUAGUUGGAUUGAAUGCAUGUGAAAAUAUGGGUGAUACUGGACCUAAUUAUACUUUGUUUUUGGCAAGACAUUCUCUGGUAUGUUGGCUUAACGACAAAAGGCAUAAUAGUGUUUAUUACAUGUCCAAGGCUCUUCAGAAUAUGGGAAACACAUGGCAUGCGGAUACUCUCUCGGUUUGUGCUUAUCUUUACUUUGCUGCUGGGAAAUUUCAUGAUGCAAGAUCACUGGCUUACCUUGCUAUUGAAAAUACUCGUACUUUUGGUGUGGUGACGGAUUGUCAAGCGUUUUAUCGUGCUGUGGCUUUGGUGAUGACAACUCGGAUAUUUGAAGGUGUUCUUGAUGAAUGUGAUGAUGAUAUGAAACUAGGCAAACUCAUGGCAGAAACGGCAAGGGUCAAUCGAGACUAUGAAGCUGAAAUAUGGCUUGGUGUUUACCAUUUAGGCAAUUCUCUUGUAACCAACAAAUUAGAUGAUUGUUCCGCUACGAUAUAUCAUUUAGAAUCUCAAACCAUCAACACCACCGACUAUAAUGCAAUUGCCAUCCACGGUACUCUUAUCUGUUAUUAUAUACGAAAACUCAAUUAUGAACAGGCCCAUUCUCACAUUAAACCAUUUUUGGAACUUUUACCUUCUCUCACACUUACUCCAAAUAUCUUCCCUAUCUAUGGAUUGAUCUUUGCUGUGAUGGGAUUUUAUGAAUUGAUGGAAGAUAACGAAGAACAUAUGAUCUCAUUAGAAACAAAGGGAGGCUAUGAACGAUUUCACAAAGGUGUGGCAAGAAUCAACAAUGCUUUUCAACAAGUCAAAUUAUGGGAAUUUGCGGAACCAUCAUUAUACCUAGCACGAGCCUUUCCUUAUAUAUCAACAGGUCGAGUCGUGGAAGGCUAUUUGGUUCUUCGUCAUGGUUUCUUUGAAAUGAAGUUUAUCAACGAAAUCAAGUUUCUAAAGGCUUAUUAUUGUUCAAUCCUUGGCAAGUAUGCAUUCACACCAGCCGACCGGAAAGAAUGGACGGAAAAGGCAGCAUCUGAUUUGGAAAGUAUUGGUAUUCGUCCAGAAGUCUAUUGCAACAGUGAUCCUCAAAAUUGUUACUACGAAGGAAGACCAGCCGAUUACGCCGUAGUCAAUCAAAGUAGUGAUUCAUCUACUUGAUAUGUGUAUAUCAUAGUUGUCACUUUUAUUAGCAUUAUUUUUAUCGUCCUUUUUUUUUUUUUUUUUGU
Messenger RNA from Halteromyces radiatus, 5640 nucleotides. RefSeq lists its product as uncharacterized. Gene Ontology annotation, molecular function: adenylate cyclase activity. NCBI's taxonomy places the organism in Eukaryota, Fungi, Mucoromycota, Mucoromycetes, Mucorales, Cunninghamellaceae. The record is from RefSeq and is a predicted model, not a curated record. Gene Ontology annotation, cellular component: cytoplasm. Gene Ontology annotation, biological process: intracellular signal transduction; cyclic nucleotide biosynthetic process. Bases 83 to 5572 code for a protein of 1829 amino acids. The transcript has 15 exons.